AUGGAUUCCUUCAACCGAAAAGCAACUUUCGACCGAGUUUUCCAGGUUAACGAGUCUUUAUCGAUUCAAAUACUUUUAUUUCUCCUUACAAGUUCGGCGGAGGCAACCGAUUUAAACUACGAAUCACCGGAGCAAAAAAGAUACCAACGAAGGACGCUCAUCGCCCUCCUAGGUUACCUUGUGCUAACAAUCGUAAUCUUCGUGUGCAUUUGUCUGAAAAUCAAACUAUGUGGGGAAAGAGAAAUGCAUACAUCGGAGCUAGACGAGCCCAACAUGACAAAUGUUGUAAGAAAGCUCGAUAUAAGCUUAAUCGACUCGUUUCCUUUGGUAACAUUUCCUCCUCUGGACAACAUAUUUUGCUUCACCGAAUGUCAUAUAUGUUUGGAAGAAUUCGAACAAGGAGAAAUUAUACUUAAGCUUCCCGCUUGCGGCCAUGGUUAUCACAAGGAUUGCAUCACCCGGUGGAUGAGCGCUCGCGACUCGCGAUGUCCUAAUUGUCGACAUGAAUAUGGCCAUGUCUAA
Molecule: messenger RNA, 522 nt
Organism: Andrographis paniculata
Lineage: Eukaryota; Viridiplantae; Streptophyta; Magnoliopsida; Lamiales; Acanthaceae
Product: RING-H2 finger protein ATL80-like
Exons: 2
Coding region: 1-522 (173 amino acids)
Source: RefSeq, a predicted model, not a curated record